This is a messenger RNA of Nicotiana attenuata, 1177 nucleotides long. RefSeq lists its product as uncharacterized. Lineage: Eukaryota; Viridiplantae; Streptophyta; Magnoliopsida; Solanales; Solanaceae. The transcript is spliced from 2 exons. The coding region runs from base 46 to 912 and encodes 288 amino acids. The record is from RefSeq and is a predicted model, not a curated record.
UCCCUCGACGAUCCUUCAAUUCUUUUAUCCCACGAACGAAUAAUAAUGGCGACGAACGGCAGAGAAACCCGACGGCGCCGUAUUGUGGAACGAGGGAAUGACCGAUUAGCCCUUAUCACCGGCAGGAUCCCAACUCUAUCAUCGGAAACGGAAUCGGGAUCGGGACCGGGAUCGGAAUCUCGGCAUUCUCACACCGCCUCUUGCCCUCCAUGGAUUUCUCGCGAUCACCUCCCUUCCAAUCAAUCGUCUCCCGUUUCUGUUAGUGGGAGUGAGGCUUCUGGACCAUUUUUGCCCGAUAAUGACCGUGGAAUUGAGCCUGGUGAGCAUAAUGAAUCUGAUGGCAAAAGCAGAACAACUCCAUUCAUGCGAAAAUGUGAGUCGAACAUUGAAACCUCAAGUGCACCUGCCUUGGAUCUUGAUGGCAAAGAGCAGUUAUUUCCGGAUUCAUCUCCUGUGAAUCCUCCAUGCCUUUCUGCUUCUGAGGGUGGUCAAUUUUUUAAACUGAAGAGCAACUAUCACAAUAUUUUCGCCCCAAAUAAAAUUAGUUCUGCAAUUGCAGCUUCUGAGAGUAUUCGCCUCAACUUUUCUCUUGUGGCUGCCAUUUUGGUUCUUGUGUCCUAUAACAGCCACUUCUUCAACGUGGUCAUAUUCUUUAGACCUCUUCUGCUGCUGUUGUUGACCAACAUAUCGAUUGUUAUUGCACGCCUUCUCGUAGAAGAAGAAGCAGGGUCCCAAAGGAAUCAAAAAGCGGCAAACAGUAUCCCUACUGCUGGUAUGGUUGAUCAAAUUGGGAAGGCUCUGGAGCUGGGAUUGUUAUUGCAAAACGUUAUGAAUGCACUGUUCAUGGAUUGUAGUAUCUACUCAAUAACAGUCGUAUGUGGCCUUUCAAUAAUCCAAAAGCUUGGCUGGUAAAGUUUUUUUCCUGGCUGGAGGAUCUAAGAGGUGUAUCAUCUUAACAAGUUUGUUUUGUCUGUUUUUACGUUUUGUUGCUAACUUAUUUUGAGAAACAUUUUGCUGCUUGUCAUUCCUAAUAUUCGGCCUCCUACAGCCCUACCCCAAAAAAGACGGUGAUAGAAGUUGUCUUCAUAUCCAAUUUUGUAGCUUCACCAGACAGAAAAAAUCGACUUAUGUGGAUGUUUCCGAGUUUAAAGUAUUUUUGUGAGAUUGUGCCACAUUA